AAUACGAACCUGCUGCUCCCAAUGGGGAAGAAAACAAAACAGAACAACCAGUAGAAGCCGCCGUGCAGAGGCGGACGCCACCAGCUCCGGCCGCCGCGGAGGAAUGCGGCGGGGAGCAGCGGGGCCGCGGUGACGUUAGCUAAGCUGCUCUGCUCUGCUCGGCUCGUUUUAGUCAGAGGGGUCGCGGGAGGAGGAAUGGGGGUGUGGAGGGAGGGGGCGGGGUGGUGCUUCUGCUCCGGCGGCGGAGACGUGAGGUCGGAGCGCGUGAAGGCGGCGAUCUUCUCGGCGAAGGCCGCGGCGCUGGCCGCGGUCAGCGGGCAUGGCAGCGGGCUCCUGAUCCACCGGAACCUGCUGCUCACCACGCACGGCAACCUGCCGUCCGCGGCCGCCGCCGAGGACGCCGAGGCGCUGCUUGGACACGAACGCCUCGCCGCCCGCCUCGAGCCUCACAGAUUCUUCAUCACCAGCUCAAUUCUUGACCUUACAAUAGUGGGGCUUGAUUAUACAGAGAGCGACCCGACUCUGCAGGGUCAGCAACCUCACUAUUUGAAAACAUCCUGCAAACCAAGCCUAGAUCAUGGUAGUGUUGUUUACGUGCUGGGGCAUACGGGGAAAAAGGAACUGGUGAUUGGUGAGGGAAAAGUAGUGAUUGGCACAGACAACCUCUUAAAGCUUGCAACUGAUGGGGUGACAUGGUGCCCUGGGUCUGCUGGUUUCGAUGCCCAAGGGAACCUAGCGUUCAUGAUUUGUGAUCCGAUGAAGCUGGCCUCUUCCCCCACUGCACGAUCGUCCUCGGCAUCCUCAUCAUCUUCACAUUCAUGGAAGAAGGAUCACCAAAUGCAAUUCGGCAUCCCCAUAUCUGUAGUUUGCGAUUGGUUGUAUCAGCAUUGGAAGGGCAGCUUGGACGAGGUUAGCAAGCCAAAGUUACCUCUUGUUCGGCUGAUGUCCAGCAGGAGUGAUCACUCAAACACCUCUUUCACUCGCCAUCUUGUGUUCAAGCCUGACGACGAGAACGAUGAUGCAUCCGUUUGUUCAAAGCCUAAAUGUCAGCAAGCAUCAGGAAGCUCAGCCACCGCAAGGAUUUCGCAUGAAGCUAAUCAUCUAGUUGAUCUGCGCACAAACAAUGAGCAGGGGAUUGCAACGCCAGAAAUAUACGAGUCACCAAGGCAAAGUUCUUGUCUGGCUCAGAAGGAUGCUGCACCAAUUCAACUCUUGGACAUCCCACCCAGGGCUCCCAAGACUAUCUUUCUACCACUGCCUCUGAAACAAAUGCUUUCUGAUGAGAACAAUGUCGAAACAUCCAAGCCUAGAAAUCAAUCUAAAGAUAAUGGCUUUCCAUCAGGGCUCAUAUGGCACCGUAAUUAUGAGGCUGAUUGUAGGGACCCUCCAGUAGCUCUUCGGCACGAGGAUUGCAGCAGUGAGGGGCAGUCGAGCUCGUCACCCGUUGAGAUAUUGCAGUAUGGAGAUCAAGAGUAUAGCAGUGAGGAGGAAACAAUGUACUCAGCUGAAACCAUGGAAAGCAGGAACAUUCCAAGCCCCAGGGAAAAGCAUGUUGGGAGGAGCCAGAGCUGUGUCACCUACAGCAGGUGGAGCUCUCCAAGGACCUCGGCGAAACAAAACGGGUACUUACGAAAGCAGCAUACACUGAUCCCUGUGCGGAAGACACACUCUCAGAACACGGCUCUGCCACAGAGGAGUCAUGACUAUUUGAGCCCAACAGUCUCCUCGGCUAUGAAGAAGAGGAACUCUAUGGAACAGCAACAGCCCACAAAGCCUCGACGGAGCAUUGUUCAGUCUUCUCCAAAAUGGAUAUUUUGAUGGUUCUGCCUAUCUGGUUCUUUGGGUAGAAACGAUGAGCAAAGCAACGCCGGUUUUAAUGGAAAUCUACCGCUCCUAUGUUUCCUCCUCAAAACUGCUCUGUAGGUUGAUGCUCUCUUCCCUUGUUCUUUCUCUUUGGGAUUGUGUGUGCAGAAUGACUGGGAUAAAUAAAGGAAAAGAAAAGCAAAAAAUCAACAAGAAAGGUUACAGAUCAAAUGUAUUGAAGGCAUCAUGCGUGAGCUGCUGUGAAGAGAUGUAUCUUGGUAUGUAGAUUGGAUAAGAACUGCUGCAGGCUGUAGUAUUUAGCUUACCACGUUUAACUAAACAUUUCCAUAAUUAUCAGUUCUUUUUUGCCAACACAUGCUGCUUCUAUACUUUUG
Molecule: messenger RNA, 2198 nt
Organism: Phragmites australis (common reed)
Lineage: Eukaryota; Viridiplantae; Streptophyta; Magnoliopsida; Poales; Poaceae
Exons: 2
Coding region: 196-1818 (540 amino acids)
Source: RefSeq, a predicted model, not a curated record